AUGUCGCAAUUAAAUGGUUUAAAUGUGUUCGUGAAUAAUUUUUUGGGGUUUGUGCAGUCGACCAGUUAUUUGCCAUGGGUGAGAUGGUUACUGAAGUUGAUGGCUUUGGCUCAAGCAAUAAUACCAGCUGGAUGGCCACAGUCUUAUCCACUACGUGAUGGCGAUAAGUUUGACUUCAUCGUGGUGGGUGCAGGCAGUGCGGGGGCCAUCGUGGCGGCGCGGUUGAGCGAGGUGCCACACUUCAGGGUCCUGCUGCUGGAAGCUGGAGGGGAUCCACCUCCUGCUAGUGUGGCUCCGAGUUUGUUUGGGACAUUAGGUCAUACAGAAUAUGACUGGGACUACAAGGCUUAUCUCGAUAAAAAUAUUGGCACAGUACAUCCAGGCAGAGCAAUUUACAUGACUCGCGGUAAAAUGCUCGGUGGAUCAUCUUCAAAUAAUUACGAAGUAUAUUCGAGGGGAGUUCCUGAAGAUUAUGAUGAAUGGGGACAGGUUGCAAAUGGUUGGGACUGGGACUCGGUGUUACCAUAUUUCAAAAAGUUUGAAGGUAUGAAAGAUCCAAUUAUAACGGAAAAUCCUGAUCAUCAAGAUUUACAUUCUACAGACGGUCCAGUAUUAGUAACAAGACCUGAAACAAAUAGUUAUUUUAACGAAGUGAAUGAUAUCAUUUUGAAGUCAUAUGAAGAAAUGGGAAUGAAAAAAAUUCUAGAGCUGAAUGGACCAGAUAAUUUGGGUGUAAGUCGACCUCAUUUCACUUUCGCAAAUGGAAGGCGAUCGAGCACAGCUGAGGCGUACUUGAGAGGAAAAGAAAGAUAUAAUUUAAAAAUAGUUAAAUAUGCUAGAGUUACUAGAAUCCUAAUAGAUGAUCUAACAUCGCGAGUUUAUGGAACUGAAGUGUUUGUUUCUGGGAAAAAGAUUAAUGUGUUUGCUAAUUUGGAAGUUAUUGUGUCAGCGGGAGCGAUUGACAGUCCCAAGCUUCUAAUGUUGUCUGGCAUCGGACCGAGAGAGGUCUUAACACCGAUCGGUAUAAAAGUAAUUGUAGAUUUACCAGUUGGCAAAAAUUUACAGGAUCAUCACUAUACACCGAUCGUGUUUACAGGCCAACGAGGCUUACAUAGUGUAGUACAAAAUUUAUUAGUUCCCACCGAGUUAGAUUCUUACCCUGUGCCGUUACAAUCAGGUUUCUUUAGAGUUGAUAAACGGUGUUGUUCACAAAGGCCACAAUUUCAAAUCUUCAACGUACGCAUCGGUGCUACCGCUUCGCCUAUCAUAUUAUUUGGAUUCCGUACUAUUACGAAUUUCGAUGAACCUUUUUCUUAUUCAGUAAGCAAGGCUAACGUUGAUCGUGAAAUAGAUAUAACGUCUGUUAUAAAUGUGCAUCCGCGUUCGAGAGGCGAAGUUACAUUGAAAAGUUCCAAUCCAUUUGAUGAUCCAGUUAUAAACAUGGGUUAUUUUAGAGAUGAAGAAGAUGUUGAGACGACAUUUCGGGGUCUGAAGUUCAUGUUGCUUUAUUCAAAUACAACAUAUUUCAGAAAAGUUGGCGGAAAGAUUGCUAAGUUGGAUGUUAGGGCUUGUAACCAUCUUAAAUGGGGAACGGAUCAGUAUUGGAGAUGUUAUGUGAGGCAUGCUGUAGGUUCAAUGCUUCACCCGGUGGGGACGUGUGAGAUGGGGCCUUAUGGUGUAGUGGAUGAGAAACUGCGAGUGUACGGCGUGUCCGGUCUGAGGGUGGCUGACGCAUCAGUGAUGAUGACAAUACCCAGUGGGAACACAAACGCGCCGACCAUGAUGAUUGGUGAAAAAGCAGCUGAUUUAAUUAAGGCAGAUUACAAUGCAUUGUACCAAGAUAAAUAUUUUAUUUAA
Messenger RNA from Papilio machaon (common yellow swallowtail), 1857 nucleotides. Its product is annotated as glucose dehydrogenase [FAD, quinone]. The transcript has 3 exons. NCBI's taxonomy places the organism in Eukaryota, Metazoa, Arthropoda, Insecta, Lepidoptera, Papilionidae. The record is from RefSeq and is a predicted model, not a curated record. Gene Ontology annotation, molecular function: ecdysone oxidase activity; flavin adenine dinucleotide binding. Bases 1 to 1857 code for a protein of 618 amino acids.